Molecule: messenger RNA, 407 nt
Organism: Mustela lutreola (European mink)
Lineage: Eukaryota; Metazoa; Chordata; Mammalia; Carnivora; Mustelidae
Gene: POLR2K
Product: RNA polymerase II, I and III subunit K
Exons: 4
Coding region: 114-290 (58 amino acids)
Biological process (GO): DNA-templated transcription
Cellular component (GO): RNA polymerase I complex; RNA polymerase III complex; RNA polymerase II, core complex
Molecular function (GO): DNA binding; DNA-directed RNA polymerase activity; zinc ion binding
Source: RefSeq, a predicted model, not a curated record
GAAGUUGGGUGAGACACGACCUGGAGCCACAAUCCGCCGGAAGUUUUAGAAUACGGAGUUUCUUCGGGCUGCGUGGUUAGGUUAUUGGUGGGUUGUAUUUAGACGGGUUAUCAAUGGACACGCAGAAGGACGUCCAACCUCCAAAGCAGCAGCCAAUGAUAUAUAUCUGCGGAGAAUGUCACACAGAAAAUGAAAUAAAAUCCAGGGAUCCAAUCAGAUGCAGAGAAUGUGGAUACAGAAUAAUGUACAAGAAAAGGACUAAAAGAUUGGUGGUUUUUGAUGCUCGAUGAAAUAUGGAAUUUGGAGGAUUAUCUUCAUUUGUACUUGGAUUUGCUAUUAAUGUUAUAUAGCUUUUGAUUAGUGUAUAUAUCUUUAUGAAUACAAAUAGCAUUUCAUUUUAAAAACCA